This is a messenger RNA of Kwoniella botswanensis, 780 nucleotides long. RefSeq lists its product as uncharacterized. The transcript has 5 exons. The coding region runs from base 1 to 780 and encodes 259 amino acids. NCBI's taxonomy places the organism in Eukaryota, Fungi, Basidiomycota, Tremellomycetes, Tremellales, Cryptococcaceae. Gene Ontology annotation, molecular function: oxidoreductase activity. The record is from RefSeq and is a predicted model, not a curated record.
AUGUCAUCCCAACGAGUCAUCCUCGUAACAGGCGCAUCAGCCGGAAUAGGUCGAUCAACCUCUAUCCACUUAUCAAACAUCUUCCCAUCGGAUUCCCACCCAGAACAACUGGUAUUAAUACUGGUAGGAAGAAGACAAUCCGAGUUGGAAGCGACAGGUAAACUAUUAAGACCCGGUACGAUAGUCGAGAUCGCUGCUGGAGAUGCGACAAAUGAGGAAUUUGUAAACGCUUUGGAAAAGACUAUUAAAGAGAAGUAUGGAAGGUUGGAUCUGAUAUUCAACAAUGCCGGUGUCAACUACAAAUCAGAUGGAGAAUUCGAAGAUCAAGAUAUGAGCUUGUUCAGACAAGUGUUGGAUAUUAAUAUCAUGUCGGCUGUCUUGUUCACCAAGCUCGCGUUCAACAUCAUGAAAUCGCAGUCACCCCAAGGUGGACGAAUCAUCAACAACGGUAGUAUCUCAGCCACGGCUCCUAGACCUAAUAACACCUCCUACACCAUCUCCAAACACGCUAUAACCGGUUUGACCCGUUCCACAUCGUUGGACGGACGUAAAUACAACAUCACCUGUUCGCAGAUAGAUAUCGGAAACGCCUCUACCGCUAUGGGAUCUUACGUUUCAGCAGGAUCAUUACAGGCCGACGGGUCGAUAAAGAAAGAACCCAUGAUGAGUGUCGAAAAUGUAGCUAAGACCGUUGGGUUUAUCGCUGGUUUAGGAAAGGAAGUUGACAUUCUCAGUCUGGAGAUUAUUGCUUCGGGUAUGCCAUUCGUUGGACGAGGUUAG